Messenger RNA from Meloidogyne enterolobii, 756 nucleotides. Lineage: Eukaryota; Metazoa; Nematoda; Chromadorea; Rhabditida; Meloidogynidae. The record is from the annotation of a GenBank genome assembly.
UGGAGGCUUAUGCGAUGCUACUUGUCCUCCUGGCUGCUGUGUAGAGGGUUCUGGUCCAGAUUGGUAUGGGUUUCGUGGAGGCUUUGUAGCAGGUUCUGGUCCAGUUGGGUAUCGGUGUCGUGGAGGUUGUGAUGAUGGAGCUUCUGGCACUGAUGGAGGCUUAUGCGAUGCUACUUGUCCUCCUGGCUGCUGUGUAGAGGGUUCUGGUCCAGAUUGGUAUGGGUUUCGUGGAGGCUUUGUAGCAGGUUCUGGUCCAGUUGGGUAUCGGUGUCGUGGAGGUUGUGAUGAUGGAGCUUCUGGCACUGAUGGAGGCUUAUGCGAUGCUACUUGUCCUCCUGGCUGCUGUGUAGAGGGUUCUGGUCCAGAUUGGUAUGGGUUUCGUGGAGGCGGUGUAGAGGGUUCUGGUCCAGAUUGGUAUGGGUUUCGUGGAGGCUUUGUAGAAGGUUCAGGUCCAGUUGGGUAUCGGUGACGUGGAGGCUGAGAUGAUGGAGCUUCUGGCACUGAUGGAGGCUUAUGCGAUGCUACUUGUCCUCCUGGCUGCUGUGUAGAGGGUUCUGGUCCAGAUUGGUAUGGGUUUCGUGGAGGCGGUGUAGAAGGUUCAGGUCCAGAUUGGCAUGAGUGUUUUGGUUUUUUAGUUGUUUGUUCUUUCUGACAUUCACACCCUGGCUCCUCUGUCGUAGUAGAUUGUGGUCUUUGGUUGAAAUACCGAUUGCAGACACGUCCACAUUUCCUCAGGCUACAUUCAUCAGGUACUGG